Myodes glareolus (Bank vole) is the source of this 933-nucleotide messenger RNA. NCBI's taxonomy places the organism in Eukaryota, Metazoa, Chordata, Mammalia, Rodentia, Cricetidae. The record is from RefSeq and is a predicted model, not a curated record.
AUGCAGGAAUAUAAAUCCCAGGGAGUUAUUAAUAAUCAUGAUCUGAAAGUGACCCUCUUCACCACAUUCCUAUUUGUCUGUAUUAUUAAUUUUCUGGGCAAUCUUGGGAUGAUCAUUUUAGUUAGAAUGGACUCUCAACUCCACCUCCCAAUAUACUUCUUCCUUAGCUAUCUGUCCUUCUCACGUUCACUUCUGGAUCUCUGGUAUUCCUCUGUCUACACUCCAAAGAUCCUAGUGACCUGCAUCUCUGAAGACAAAAGCAUCUCCUUUGCUGGAUGUCUGUCUCAGUUCUUCUUCCCUGCUGGAUUGGCCUAUAGUGAAUGCUUCCUACCAUUUGCCAUGGCUUAUGACUGCUAUGCAGCCAUCUCCAAUCGCCUACAUUAUGCUCAAACUAUGUCAAAGGAGGUGUGCAGUUCUUUGGUUAUAUAUUCCUAUACAGGAGGAUUUGUCAAUGCAACUAUAUUAACCAGCAACACAUUCACAUUGGAUUUUUGUGGUGACAAUAUCAUUGAUGACUUUUUCUGUGAUGUUCCUCCUCUCAUAAAGCUGGCAUGUGAUGUCAGGGAGAGUUACCAGUCUGUGCUGUACUUCCUUCUAGCCUCCUCCUUCAAUGUCAUUACUCCCACCCUGCUCAUCUUGGCCUCUUGCAUGUUCAUCAUUGCUGCCAUCCUGAGGAUCCGCUCCAACCAAAGCCGCCUCAAGACCUUCUCCACCUGCUCCUCCCACCUCAUCUCUGUGACCUUGUACUAUGGCUCCAUUCUCUACAUCUACUCUCGCCCAAGCUCCAGUUACUCCUUAUAGAGGAACAAAAUGGUAUUGACCUUUUAUACUGUAUUGUUCCCCAUGUUGAACCCCAUGAUCUACAGUCUGAGGAAUAAAGAUGUGAAGGAAGCACUGAGAAAACUCUUCCAGUUAGCUCCUUCUAAUGUCUAA